AUGAACUCGUCUGAUAAGCUAAUAACAAAUACCAGGUACCUUCAGGACUACGAGUACAGCAUCCAACUGAACCGUUGGUUUCUGAAGCCCAUCGGAGUUUGGCCAAGGGCAUCCACCGCCAGCAUCGCCGAGAAAAUCUUGGCAAUCGUGUUGAACGUAGCCUGUCACGUGCUGAUCAUCUUCACGUUCGUGCCAUGUUUGCUGUUUAUAUUGUUCGAAGAAGCGAGCUUUCAAACGAGAAUAAAGGCGAUCGGACCUAUGAGUCAUUGGAUAAUGGGCGAACUUAAUUACUGUUUUCUGACGAUGAGAGGUCAGGAUAUUCUUCAUUGCAUCGAGCAUAUAGGAAGCGACUGGCAGACAGUCAAACGAGCCAGCGAUCGAGAGGUGAUGCUGAAGAACGUCAAGUUUGGACGUUUGAUCGCCUGCCUCGCCGCGGUCGGCAUGAACGUGGGUGUCUUCUCCUACAUCGUCAUAGGAUUCCGUAAAAUCGUGUUCCACGUCGGCAACGAGAGCUUUCUGAUGUAUCGGUUACCCUGUCCCGUUUAUACGAAGCUGCUGAACGUGAAAUUAAGUCCAGCUAAUGAGAUAGUGUUCGCUCUUCAAGUACUGUCGGGGUUCAUCGUCAACUCCGUAACUGUCGGAGCCUGCGGAUUGGCCGCCAUCUUGGCGAUGCACGCUUGCGGACAGUUGAACGUUAUGAUGUCCCGGAUGGACGAGCUAGUUGGAGCUGGAGUGGAAGAACAGAGGGUUGUUAAGAAAAAACUGGCUGAUAUUGUGGAACAUCAUCUGAGAACGCUGAGUUUUGUGUGGUAUAUAGAGAAAAUUAUGAAUCUGAUUUGUCUGGUUGAAUUAGUCGGAUGUACGGUGAACAUAUGCGUGCUGGAGUAUUAUAUUAUUACGGAGAAAUCAAAGGAUACGUUAGCAUCAUAUGCAAUCAUAUACGCAUCCAUGAGUUUCAAUAUAUUCAUAUUUUGUUAUAUCGGUGAAAGGCUGACGGAACAGUGUAAAAAGGUUGGAGAAAAAGCAUACUCGGUGGAAUGGUACCGUUUAUCACACAGAACUGCUCUUAGCCUGGUGAUGAUAAUCUCUAGAUCCAGCAUGGUGAUCAAAAUCACUGCUGGCAAGAUUAUACGGAUCUCCCUAGCAACUUUCGGCGAUGUGAGUAUCAAGACCUUAAUCGCAUAA
Megachile rotundata (alfalfa leafcutting bee) is the source of this 1185-nucleotide messenger RNA. It is a transcript of the gene Or26, whose product is annotated as odorant receptor 26. Lineage: Eukaryota; Metazoa; Arthropoda; Insecta; Hymenoptera; Megachilidae. The record is from RefSeq and is a predicted model, not a curated record. Gene Ontology annotation, biological process: detection of chemical stimulus involved in sensory perception of smell; sensory perception of smell. Gene Ontology annotation, molecular function: odorant binding; olfactory receptor activity. Gene Ontology annotation, cellular component: plasma membrane.